AUGGGAACAGUGAUCGACGCAUUAAAGAAUAUUGAAUAUGCUGUCAACAUUGCUUUCGACAUCACCAGCCAAAUUGUCAAAAUCGCAUAUGUCGUCAAACUAUCCAGAAAUAGAACAACGUUGAAGGGAGAGGUGGAAAAAUCGGAAACAGAAGCGACACAUAUAAAUGUGAUCCAGCUAAGCUCGUUUGAGUUUGAUACGGCCCUAAAAUGCAUUGCACAAAAAGCUGGUCGUUUAAAGCACACCGAAAUACCGGUGAUGAGGAAUCAAGGAUCAGCCGUAUUAGCAGCUGCAAUCACGGAUGUUUUCGGUGAAAGAGCCGUCGAACACUAUCCCAAUAUCACGGCUAAGGUCUUGGGCACCACUUUUCUACUGAAGAAUGUCCUGGACGAGUCUUUUCGAUAUUCAAGAACGGAUGAAAACCCUCAUUAUCACUUCGAAACUAUCAAUUUGGAAAAAUCGUUUUUGAUAGCUGUCCUUGGCACUGGAUUGCAGAUUAUAAGGGUCGCUUCAGACGGAUCUUACCGCCGCGUUCGCGGAAAUUCAUUGGGAACCAGCACUGUUUUGGGAUUAUGUAAAUUACUGUUUGAUAUAGAAGACCUUGACGAAAUUAUCACAUUGGCAGAACAAGGGGACCAAGAAGAAAUGAAUCAAGCAACCGACUUGAACAGUGCGCUAUUCUCUGAUCCGUUUGAUGAAAUUCAACCUGGAGCUUUUUCCGCGUUAGCAUGUCCCCAUUUUGUCGAAAAGUUGAGGAAAAACAAACACUUAAAGAUGGAUUUCUGCCGAACUCUACUCGAAAUGCUGGUCGAAAAUAUUGCCCAGAUUACCGUACUCUCCGCCUGGGUAAAAGAAACAGUCAGUACCUCAACCGAAUGGACAGAAGCAAAUCGACCGGCUCGAAUAUUUUUUGAUGGGCCUUUGAUCCGAAAUUACCCAUUUGUGAUGAGGCUUCUGACCGAACGGGUUGAAGCAAUCAGUUCGGGUUCUAUGCAAGCCCAUUUUUUCCGACAUCAGGGCUUUGCUGACGUACUUGGCUUAUUAAUGCUAUCAAGUCAAAAUGCAGAAGAAAAGGGAAAAGCCGAUACAAAAGAUAUCUGGGCGGAAAGUUGGGAGGAAAAUAUUGUAGGCACUUCCGAAUUUCUGAGCUUCGUGCCCAAAUAUACGCAGGUGCAAUUGGGACAGACGACGUCUCUCGAGUUAAUCUGCCUGGAUACGAAGGUUGCGCUCUUUCCACUGAUCCACCCUGUACGGACGUACAGCCCUGAUACGCUCGACUUCCAAGAUGAUCAUGUGGCGCGGCAAAAAUGGAUUGACAUCCUGUGCGGGACCAGUGAAAAGAUGUCGCAAAGGGCAACAAAGAGCCAAGGGGCACUUCCAGAAGUGGAAAAAUUCCUUGAGCAACUGCGAGGAUGUAUGCAGCAACUUGGGGAGAUGCCGCACGCUUAUGGGACAUCAAAUGCGAGAGAUUUGUUGGAUAUCCGGGAACAGCUAUUGAGAGAACAUGGUUUCGAUGAUAUCUAUUUGGCUCAAAAAGCUUUGGAAAAUCGUCACAGCUUGCGGUUAUUGCGAUCUUGUCUUGAUGGAAUCGAUCAGGUAUCAGACGACCGUGAACGAUUGCUCAAGGCUACCCGGAAUUUCCUUGCCGGAAACGUCUUUGAUUGGGGGGCAAAAGAAUUUGUUGAAAUGAUGCAAUCCCCAGAGGGUGUCACGUUUGAGAGAGCUCUGGAGCUGCUGAAACCAAGACCCUGGCUAAUCGAUGAUUUUGAUCAAUUUCAAACUCGUAUUUUUGAUCGAAAAUAUAAAAGUGCUAUAAUAUUCUGUGAUAACAGCGGUGCCGAUUUUGUGCUCGGGGCUUUGCCAUUUGCCCGGGAAUUGUUGAAGCGCGAAAUAAUGGUAAUAAUGGCUGUAAAUAAAGACCCAGCACUAAAUGAUGUAACGAUUGGGGAGGCAACGGCGAUUUGUGACGAAGCCGCAAAAAUAGAUUUGCUAUUACGCGGGAAAUUGGCCAUUAAUGAAUUAUUAUUACUACAUAAUGGCCACGGCUCACCGUGUUUGGAUCUCAGGCGAAUGAGUGCUGAUAUUAACGAAGCGGUGCUGGAGCGCCAGGUGGAUCUGGUGAUAUUUGAAGGGAUGGGUCGCGCUUUGCAUACAAAUUUGAAUGCACAUUUGAGUGUAGAUUGUGUUAAGGCGGCCGUAAUCAAAAACCAGUGGCUGGCUGAAUAUAUUGGUGGUGAAAUCUUUGAUUCGGUUUUUAAACUGGAAUUGGCUGAUCAAAAU
Mesorhabditis spiculigera is the source of this 2280-nucleotide messenger RNA. Lineage: Eukaryota; Metazoa; Nematoda; Chromadorea; Rhabditida; Rhabditidae. The record is from the annotation of a GenBank genome assembly.